AUGCCGGUUUGCGAUGCUGCUCCCCGCAGCAGCUCGUCAGGGACUGUGCUUAAUUGGCCAUAUUCCACGUUAUCAACGUCCAGACACCUAAGUAACGAGAGUCUAGUGUUCACAUUCCCAAUUAGGGAUGAGGCCAGCCGGGUGCACAAGGGCGAGCUGGCCAGCAAAGCCGAGGUGAGCAGCGAGCGCGGGGCUGCCCGGAGCCAGCAGGUGCGGCUCUGUGGCUGCUGUUUCUGUGCCUGGGGCCAGGCAGGGCCGUUCCUUACGGGUGCAAUUUUGCUGCUACCCUCCCAGCCUGGCUGGGCUCUGCCACACGAUGCUGGGCCUGUGUCUGCCUCGUGCCGUGCACACCCACCUCUGUUCCUGCUCUGCGUGCAUUGCCGGCCGUGUGUGAGCUCCAUCUCUGCUGACCGCUGUGUCCUGUGGGACUUCACCGGCUGGGGUUGGAGUGCAGCAAAUCCAGCCCAGAAGCUGGUACGGGGCUGGCUACAUUCCCUCAGACUUGUGAGAGACUGCAGCAAGAGGCACAGCCUUCGUCCCGCUGCUCACUCGUGCAAACCAAGGCACUCCACCAAGAUGCUGGAAAACUCCACAUUGGCCUGGCAUCCUCUGCGGCUGGACGCUGUCCCACGUGCACAGAACAAAGCCCUGGAUGCAAUGAGACUCACAACUCCAAGUCGGGAGUGCGACGCAGCAGCUGCUCUGGUCAGAGAUGGCUCCGGCUUCUUCAGAAAGAAUAAAACUGAGCCUAGCCCAUGUGGUAAUACUUGACAACUCUACGGGUGUGGAAAAAGUCUUUCCUCUGUAUGCCUGCCCAGCUUUAUUCUUGCAGCUGUGUGUGUGUGUCUCACGCUGUGGUUUAGUGACCAACAUGGAUCUGAAGCACUUCAGGGCCUUCAGUCC
Molecule: messenger RNA, 903 nt
Organism: Cygnus olor (mute swan)
Lineage: Eukaryota; Metazoa; Chordata; Aves; Anseriformes; Anatidae
Exons: 6
Coding region: 1-771 (256 amino acids)
Source: RefSeq, a predicted model, not a curated record